AUUGGCCCAGGCGAAUUUUGAUGGCGCGAGUCUCAUGACCUUCGUCGGCAGUCGGACUAAGUCGGACUGAGUUCUUGCAAUCCAUCGCAAAAUUUGGCGUGUGUAGUUUCUGAUUUUUAUUGUCAGCAUUGACGACAACAAGUUUCUAUAAAAAAUGCCGCCUGCAACAGAAUCCGUGCCUAAGGAAAACAUCACCGUUCCUCCUAGAGGCGUAAAUGCCGUCUUAUUAGGACCACCCGGUAGUGGUAAAGGAACUCAGGCAGUAGCGUUUAAAGAACGUUACUGCGUAUGCCACCUGUCAACGGGUGACAUGCUACGAGCCGAAAUAGCUGCUGGUUCUCCUUUGGGAACCCAACUAAAGUCGAUCAUGGACCAGGGAAAACUGGUCAGCGACGAGCUUGUUGUCAAUAUGAUUGACAGCAAUUUAGACAAACCUGAAUGUAAGCGAGGAUUUUUGUUAGAUGGAUUUCCACGGAGUGUAACACAGGCAGAAAAACUCGACAACAUGUUGGAAAAGAGAAAAACACAGCUUGAUGCUGUGAUAGAGUUUGGAAUUGAUGAUUCUUUGCUAGUGCGAAGAAUCACCGGUCGUCUUAUACAUCCUGCUAGUGGACGAUCUUAUCACGAUGAAUUUUCUCCACCAAAGGUUCCCAUGAAAGAUGAUGUCACGGGAGAGCCUUUGAUCAGGAGAUCCGACGACAAUGUAGAGGCAUUGAAGAAACGGCUGGUUACUUACCACACACAGACUGCACCAUUGGUUGAUUAUUAUGCGAUCCGUGGUGUUCAUCACUACAUCAAUGCGGCCAAGUCCAGCAAAGAUGUGUUCAAAGACAUUGAUUCAAUAUUCCAGAGAACUACAGCAACAAAAGAGGAGAAAAAAGGAUUCUUCAGUAACUUUUUUUAAUCAUUGAGCUCACAUUAGGAUAAAUGGCGGUAUCUGAAGCCACUAAUAUCGCGUCACGAACAUGAAAGCAAUAGAAUAAUAUAGAAUCAAAUUCAACUCAUGCACCUUGGUAAAGGCUACUAUAUUGUUUACAUGCAUUUGCUAUUAUUACAUCGAAUACCUAAAUUUAUAGAGAAUCUAUCAGGGAUGAAGUUGAUCAAUGGUUAGUCAAAUGAUGCUAAGUCUUUGGGCGAAGAGCCAAGAAGUUGAUGUGGAAAUACUGAUACCAAUCAGGAACUAGAGUACCUACAUAUCCUGACUAAAGUCAAACGAAAGUUUACAGGUAUAAAAAUGGUUUGCAAGCAGGUGGCUUAUGUGGUUUAUUGAAACUACGAAGCAACUUCCAUAUAGUUUUAAACAAGGCUGCUAUACGUUGAUUUAUCUUCUACAUACAUUGAACGGCCUCAAAGGUGUUUGGUAGUUUAUUUUUACUGUUACUUUUUUGAACCCAGAAGAAAAGAACGGCUAUAGUUCAAGUUCUAGUUCACUUCCACUAAAAACUCUUCAGGAAUUCCUUCGAUAAUCAGAUGAUUAUUGUCUGACUGCCUUCAGAUAUUCUAACAAUUUGAAUUAUUGUUGUUUGGCAUAUUGAAUUUGCGCACAUUUAUAUCCUGGUUACUUAUGAACUGACAAUAUAUUAUUUUCACAAUAACAAAUUUGAUGAUGACUAAAUUUGAUCACUGCACGUAAGCAUAAGCUUAUUAGAACGAUAGUACAGCAUAUAAUUUUUAUGUUAAUUCGAUUUAUUGAAUACAUAAAUCUCUUUGGAUCAUGAUUAUGUAUUGAAAAUUGUUAUACUGCAGUCGUCUUACAGAGUGGUAAGUUGGAUGUAUUACGAAUUCUAUAAUAUAUAGGUAUAAAGAAAUAUAAGUAUAAGGCCUUCGUGCCAGUGAAAUUGAAA
Molecule: messenger RNA, 1844 nt
Organism: Athalia rosae (coleseed sawfly)
Lineage: Eukaryota; Metazoa; Arthropoda; Insecta; Hymenoptera; Athaliidae
Gene: Ak2
Product: adenylate kinase
Exons: 4
Coding region: 155-904 (249 amino acids)
Biological process (GO): ADP biosynthetic process
Cellular component (GO): cytoplasm; mitochondrion
Molecular function (GO): AMP kinase activity; ATP binding
Source: RefSeq, a predicted model, not a curated record